UCCUUACAUGACAAAAAAAAAAAUCUGAAAUUGAAAAUUUCAAUAUUAGAAAUGUUGAACAGAAUCUGAAAUUGUAAACUCAAUAUUAGAAACGUUGAACGUUUUUAGAGAAUGCGUGUAUAAAUGAAGGGUUGUGGGAUAUGAUAUCACACAUAUUAUUUUUGUUUGAAGUAAUUAUUAUCGGUGCGUAAGAGUAACAGGUGAAGGAAUCAUGGGUCGUCGUAAGAUCGAGAUUGUGAUGGUAAAGAAUCCCAAUACAAGACAGGUCACAUUCUCGAAGCGACGAACUGGCUUAUUCAAAAAAGCGAAUGAAUUAUCCAUUUUGUGUGGAGUGGAAAUUGCUAUUGUUGUGUUCUCUCCAGGGAACAAACCUUACUCUUUUGGGCACCCUAGUGUCGAUGUUGUUGCAGCCAAAUUUCUUCAACAAGAGUCCGAUUCAAACGAUGAUGCCCAAGAAAACAACCCAUUUAAUGAAGCUGCUCAAAUUCAUACCUUGAAUCAACAAUUGUGUGAUGUUCAGGCCCAAAUACGUGAAGAAGAAAAGAAGGGUGCAAAGCUUGAUGAGGGACUCGAACAAUACCAAGUCACACAACCCUCUCAAUCUCAAUAUAAAGAAUUGCAAGAUUCAUUUUUAAAGCUCCAGUGCAGGGUCAAGGACUGUCUUGAUGCAAUUGAGGUAUCAGAAUGUAUGAUGCUCCUUCGCCAAGAGCCAGUUGUGGGAAUUACAAGAAGAAGAAGAAAGAAUUGAUGCUACGCAAUAUUGUAAAUUAUAUUUUCAUUUAAUUAAAGUUAUUUUCUUCUGUAAUCCUUUUGUUUCGAUUCCUCUUUGGUAAAGUUAGAGUGUGAUGGGAGAAAAAAAUAGUAGUAGGUGAACAAGUUUUCUUGUUCAUUGGAUUUAAAAAAAUUACAAACAAAAAAGCUAUUUUUAAUUAUUCUGUCUAGUUCUGCAUU
This is a messenger RNA of Cajanus cajan (pigeon pea), 951 nucleotides long. RefSeq names its product agamous-like MADS-box protein AGL29. The record is from RefSeq and is a predicted model, not a curated record. NCBI's taxonomy places the organism in Eukaryota, Viridiplantae, Streptophyta, Magnoliopsida, Fabales, Fabaceae. Gene Ontology annotation, molecular function: RNA polymerase II cis-regulatory region sequence-specific DNA binding; DNA-binding transcription factor activity, RNA polymerase II-specific; protein dimerization activity. Gene Ontology annotation, biological process: positive regulation of transcription by RNA polymerase II.